AUGGGCAGGUUCGGGUCGCAGACCAGUACCUACAAUAGGCUGGUUGUUGUUUUUGUGGCCAUUGGGUCUAUGACAUAUGGCUAUUGCUCCUCUAUUAUAUCCAGUACAAUCGGCCAACCGGGAUGGUACGCCUACUUCAAACUACCGGCUGAUGGCGAGCCAGGAUACGCCACUAUUACCACCCCUGCGAUCUCAACCGCCAACGGUGUGUUCAGCGCUGGUGGCGCGGUGGGCACCCUUUUCAUAAUGUGGUCGUGCGACUUCUUUGGCCGAAAGGCCAAUAUCCAGUUCGGCGCUUUCUUUUCGUUGUUUGGUGGAGCGCUCCAAGCAGGCUCCAACUCUUUGGCAAUGUUCCAAGCUGGACGCUUCAUUUGCGGUCUUGGAAUCGGUAUCCUCGUGACUGUGUGCCCGAUGUAUCUCUCUGAAAUGUCAAGUGCUUUGCGCCGCGGCUGGCUCGUCGGCCACCACGCGAUCUUCUUGGUAUUCGGGUACAUGCUCGCAGGGUGGGUUGGAUUCGCCUGUUAUUACGCAACAGGUCCGUUGUCAGGAUUUGGCUGGCGAUUUCCCCUGGCCCUGCAGUGCUUACCUGCCUUGGUGCUCCUUCUGGGAUCUCCUUGGCUGCCGCGCUCGCCUCGAUGGUUGAUUUCGAAGGGGAAACUUGACGAAGCGCAAUUCGUCCUCCUGAAACUUCGUGAAUCACCCGAUGAUCCCGACAACUUAGUCGCCAAAGAAGAGUUCUUCCAGACCAAGGAGCAGAUUCGAUUGGAGGCGGAGAGGUUGGCCACUUAUGGAAGUGUGUGGAAAGCCGUCUUCAAGAAGAAGACUUACCGGAAGCGCAUGGUCAUUGGGUUCUUGACUCAAUGGGGCGCUGAGUUUGGUGGACCACUUAUUAUCAACAACUAUGCUGUCCUUCUGUACACAAACUUGGGUAUGGAGGGCAGUAUGCCUCUCCUCCUGAGUGCCGUUUGGCUGACAACUGCUGGUGUUAUUUACAAUCCUCUUGGUGCCUGGUUGCACGAUAAAGUCAACUCCCGACGUGGGAUGUACAUGACCGGUUUUGUGGGCAUCAUUAUCUCUACAUCAUGCCUAGCAGCUAUGACCGCCGAAUACUCUGGCACCACCAACAAAGUCGGAAAUGGAUUCGGCAUCUUCUUCAUGUACCUGUACUUGGCAUUCCAAGGUACAUUCUGCGACACCACCAUGUACCUUUAUGUGUCGGAGAUUUUCCCCACUGAGAUUCGACCCAUUGGCAUGGGCGUCUCCCUCUUUGGUCAAUUUGCCGCAACCCUUAUUCUCCUGCAGACUGCGCCCAUGGGCUUCGGUAACGUUGGCUGGAAGUACUACCUGGUCAUUAUCUGCUGGUCCGCAUUCUUUAUUCCAGUUAUAUACUUCUUCUUCCCCGAGACCGCCCGUCUCACCCUGGAAGAGAUCGCCCAAAACUUCGGAGACGAAGUUGCCGUUCACCUCACCGAUGCCACCGACGAGGAGAAGGCCCAACUUGACAACCAGCUUGCUGAGCCGGGCACAAACACGAAAUCCGCCGUGAGCUCUGAAUCUACUCGAAAUGCGGGUGGCAGCGCCGAGGUUUUUCCCGUUGAUAGCGAGACUGUUCCUAAGACCGAGUAA
This is a messenger RNA of Penicillium salamii, 1626 nucleotides long. Lineage: Eukaryota; Fungi; Ascomycota; Eurotiomycetes; Eurotiales; Aspergillaceae. The record is from the annotation of a GenBank genome assembly.